Messenger RNA from Notechis scutatus (mainland tiger snake), 4625 nucleotides. The record is from RefSeq and is a predicted model, not a curated record. NCBI's taxonomy places the organism in Eukaryota, Metazoa, Chordata, Lepidosauria, Squamata, Elapidae.
CUCAACGUUCGGCGCGGAGGGGCAAGAGACCGAGGUGGAGCGGAAGACGUGCGUGUGAAAGUCCGGUGGUUGCGCCCUGAUUCCUUCUCCUCCCUGGGCUGCUUCUCUUCCCAGAACCUGCUUUCUAUUGUCCGAGGAAGCUCUAGCGUGCGUGGGUGAUUCGGAAACGUUACUCUGGCUGCCAUAAACGCGUGUAGGCAUAACGCGAGAGAGCGUCUUCCACGCGGCGUUUGUUUGGUUUUGGGGUUUUUUUUUUUUGUAAACGAGAAGGCGGAGAUCUUGGUCCUCUUCCUCUUCGCCUUGAACUGUCAACAGUUUGAAAGGUUAAAGUGGAGUUGCUUUAAUUAAAAAUGCCUAACGGUAAAAGCAAAUCUCAGCAUAGACACAAAGUUAGUCAAGAAACUGGCCGUCGUGAAUUAGUUUCCAGAUCCUUGCAAAGUGCUCAACAUUGCCUGGAGAAUCAGGACUUUGGAACUGCAUAUGCUCACUAUCUCCUGGUAUUAAACAUAGCUCCUGAAUUUAAAAAUGAUGUUAAGGAAACAUUUCAGUUUACCCUUUUUAAAUGGGCAGAAGAGCUGGAUUCUCUUGCACGAAUUCAAGAUUUAUUUGAUUGCUAUGAACAUGCUCUGGAAUUAUAUCCUAAUGAUGAAGUCAUAUAUAACAGCAUGGGGGAACAUCUUUUCAGGUUGGGCUUUAGAGAUGAAGCAGCUGCAUAUUUUCAUAAAGCUAGGAAGUUAAACCCUGACUUUCCUGAUGCAAAGGAGAACUUUUAUCGGGUUGCCAACUGGGUGGUAGAACGAUGGCAUUUCAUUAUGCUUAAUGAUUACAGUAGAAAUUUGCUGUAUCAAAAAGCAAUCCAGAAGGCAGUUCGUUCAGGAUAUAGAAGUGUACUUGAUAUUGGAACAGGAACGGGAAUUCUCAGUAUGCUUGCUAAAAAGGCUGGAGCAUCUCCUGUCUAUGCUUGUGAAUUGUCAAAGACCAUGUAUGAAUUGGCUUGUGAAGUGCUAGCUGCAAACAAUUUGGAUGGAGAAAUCAAACUUCUUCACAUGAAAUCCUUUGAUAUAGAAAUUCCAAAGCACAUACCUGAAAGAGUUUCCCUUGUUAUCACCGAAACAGUUGAUUCUGGUUUAUUUGGUGAGGGAAUUGUAGAAAGCUUGAUCCAUGCUUGGGAACACUUACUUUUACCACCAGAGCCUAAGGAUGUUAGAGAUGAUUCUAAAAACUAUGGUAAAGUUAUUCCAGCAGGAGCUACUAUGUGGGGCAUGGCAGUGGAAUGCAAAGAGAUACGCAGACAUCAUAGAGUGGAGGUAAAAGAUAUUGCUGGUGUCUGUUUGCCAGAAACACUGAAGUUUUGCAGUCCAACGUCUGCUUCUCUAAAGUCCAGUGAAACCCUUGAACCUUACACUACUGAAAAACUCAGCAGAAUACCUGGUGGUUAUAAAGCUCUUACAGAAAUUUUUCAAGUUCUGACAGUCAAUUUUAAUAAUUUGCAGGAGCUAAAAAAUUUGUCCACUAGUAAGCCAUCCAAGAUGAAUAUACCCAUUAUUAAAGACGGAAUACUAGAUGCUGUUGUUGUCUGGUUUACACUACAUCUUGAUGAUGAAUUUACUCUUUCUACAAGUCCAAAUGUGGACACCUGUUGGGAGCAAGCAGUCUAUCCUGUACAAGGUCUCCUUGAUCAUUCUGUGACAUCCGGAGAUUGUGUUGUAAUGGAAAUAUGCUGCCAGGACUGCUAUCUUAGAAUUCAAAGAAUUUCCAUUAAGACUUCAGGAUAUGAAAUGGAUGUUGAAAGAAAUUUGAGGGAGAACAGCGAAGCUGAACUCUGCAGUGCUCUAGCCAGUCUUCAGACAGCAAGCAUGUUGGAAAAUGUCUGCCAAGAAUGUAUGCUAGAAUCCACUGAAAUUGCUUUAUUAAAUAAUCUGCAGUAUCAUGAAUGCUUUAAAAUCGCAAUAGGAAAAGUGUUGUCAUCAUUCAGCCACCAUGAAGAGUCACAUUCAAUGGAUGUGGUUGGUCACCAUCAUGAGUUUGAAAAGAACCAGAGCAAAAAUUCUGUAACUGUUGAUCCUCUGUAUAUACUGGAUGUAUCAGAAGGCUUUUCAAUUUUGCCAGUAAUUGCAGGUAAAUUUGGGGCAGUUAAGGCAUACAGCUCGGUUGAAAAAGAACACCACCAAGUAGCUCUCAGUUUGAUUUCAGAAGCCAACCAAUUUCCCAGAGAAACAUUAGAAUUUUGGUUUAGUCAUCUACAGGAUGAAAACAAGGUACUACAAAGACCUAAAUCUGACAAAUUAUGGAGUAUUAUAAUUCUGGAUGUCAUAGAAACUUCUGGUUUAAUCCAGCAGGAUGUGAUGGAGAAAGCUGCAAUAUCUAGGUGUCUGCUUCACUCUGGAGGAAAGAUAUUCCCACACCAUGUGAAAAUAUAUGGAAUGCUUGUAGAAUCCAAUUUAUUAUUACUUGAAUCUGCUGUACAAGGGACAGAUCCCACACUUGGUUUCAACAUAGCACCUUUUAUCAACCAAUUCAAGGUACCUAUCCGCAUUUUUUUGGAUCUCUCCACACUCCCAUAUAUACCUUUAAGCAACUCAGUAGAACUUCUGCGAGUAGAUCUCAUGAAUCCUUACUUUAAUAAUAGCAGUACUGAAGUUGAGGUGGAGAUUUGUAAAUCGGGUCAAGUGACUGGUAUUCCAUUUUGGUAUCACGUAUAUCUGGAUAAUGAUAUUGUUUUGGAUACAUCAAGCAAGUCAUCUCACUGGAAACAAGCUGCCAUUGUGCUUGAUAAACCCAUUCAGGUUCAAGAAGGAGAAAAGCUUAUUUUAAGUAUUCAAUAUUAUAAAAGCAACAUCAGUGUGGUAGUAAAACAGUAAGAUACAGCUGUUCUUAAUUAGUUUUGAAUGUCUCCAAAUUUAUAUUCUAUAAUAUAGUAUUAACCUUGGUAAAAUGUUUAAGAUACUUGUUCAAUUUGCGGAAGAAGUUAAUCUGAAUAGCACAUUUCAUAAUGUUGCAAAACAUUGUUUCUCAAUUGCAAAAAAUACUAUGGACUUGAAUCAUUGUUUUUUUUUUCAUUGUAGAAAAUUACAAAUAAAAAGUAUACAAUAAUUAAAUAGGGAUUCUACAAUAUGUCUGCUCUUUCUUACAUUUGCAGAUUACUAAAAUAGUGAAUUAAAUGGCAAAGAAGGUAAUACUGUUUUUUAGAUCGUUUGUCCUAAAGAACUUGAAAUGGUAAUCCUUAACUUUACAAUGGUGAAAAUACCUUGAUGUAUAAUGUUAAAAUGGUUCUAGUGUAUUUAUAAGUCUUCAUUUUUAGAGAAUCAGUAAAUGUUUGUAAUAAUUUGUUCCCAAUAGGAAAAAAAAGAAUGUUUUGUUCAAAGCUAUUUUGUAAUACAGAAUACAAAGUAAAGAGCAGAGUAUAUAAUUAUUUUGUACCCCAUCCAAUAGUCAUUUCUUUUAUUAGCAUAUUUUUGUCAAUUCCCAUUAAAACUAUUUCCUAUUUUUUUAAAAAGGAUCUACAUGCCAGCACCAUCUGCAGAUGUAUUCAAAUUAACAGCCACCAGAACUCAAGUUACUUUAAAAACUGUUAGUUUUCAACUCACAAGAGCAGCUGAAAAAAAAUGCAGUAAAUAUUUCUUAAGUCCUCAAUAGCUUUUUAAAAUUAUGGACAUUUAAAAAGAGGGUAUAUUUUAUAAGUUCUGUUUAUGCAUAAAAGAUCAGAUCAGCUGGAUAGAGAGCAAGAUCUUCCUUUUCUUAUCUAAAAAGCAUAAAGGGCAAGGGGAAUAGUUGUGUUUUCACUUACACAGUAGCAAGUGUAUCUGUUUAGGAAUUUACUGACAAGUUAGCUGAAAUGAUGCAAUGAACAGUACAGAGCAGAAACCAAAAUUACCAGGAACCAGCCUGAAAGGAAAAAGAAAUGCAAGGGGGGAACAAAAUAAAAAACCAGAAUAUACAGUAGAAUGCAAGGAGAAAAAAAGGAUACUAAGAAACAUUACCUAAAAAUAGCCUAUAAAAUAUCUCCAUAUUGCAGCAGAACAAAUGGAUUGAAAAUUAAGAGCAAAGGCAUGCAUUUUUACUAAUUUCUUACAUAUCAAUAUUAGAUUAUAAAGUGGCAGCAGAGUAAUAUAAGUAAAGUCAUAUAAGAUCCUAUUAAGAAUAAUUUAUUGGAUUCUUUUAUAGCCUGGUAUCAAGGAGAGUCAGAUCCUUCAUUAGAGCCAAGAACAAGGUUUUUCUAUUAAUGGACAGAGCUAGAAAGGAUUAUUUUGCUCAAUGAUAGAAGAAUGCAACACAAAAUUUAAAUAAAAGUUUAUUUACUUAUAUACAGUAUGAGACAAUAAGUACACACUUUUUGCCUCUUUAAUCAAUUUCACUUAAGGACACAAUGAGGUUAAACAAAAUAUGUAGUCCAGUAAACAAGGCUAAGUAAUUACAAACAUACUACUGUAGUACUGCAAAAUACUUGUAGCAUGAGUUCACUGUACCUAUUUCAAGAUCAAUUAAGGAAAACCUCAUGUUUGAACAUUAAAACAUUGAACUCUUGAAAGUGCUAUUUCAAAAAUACAAUUCUUGGUGCAAAUUUUUAUGUGUAACAUAGCAAGCAUGCAAAACAUGUAUAAACAUGAUUAAAAAAAGAUUGUGAG